AUGCCUCGAGGUCAGAAGAGUAAACUAAAUGCCCGUAGGAGACGACGCAGAGCUCGAAAUGAUGCUCAGGCUUCUGAAGGUGCACAGAAAGCAGUAGAGGCAACAGAAGAGUCCUCUCCUGAAUCAUGUGGUGCCUCUGAGAUGCCAGAGAAACAAUCAGUUUCCAGCAUAACUACUGGUGUCCUUUCUUUCAGUAUAUCAGAUGAAAGUUCCAUUGAUGAUCUAGAUGAUGAAGAAAACCUUUUGGGGAAUUACCAUUCCAUUAAUCUCCACCAAGAUAUUCUAGCCAGAAAGGUCUUCGUGCUGUCGCAGAUUCUCCUUGACAACUACAAAAUGAGGAAGCUUACUACAAUGGAAGAUAUGAUGCAGGUUAUUGAUAAGGAAGAAAUCAAUGCCUUUCCUGAGAUCCUCAAGAAAGCUGCUGAGAGACUUUCAGAUUUCUUUGCAGUUGAAGUGAGGGAAGUUGAAUCAAGCAGGCAAGUAUAUGAUCUUAUCAGCAAGCUGAAACUCCCCAACAAUGGGAGGGUUCGUCCUGGCCAGGGCUUACCCAAAACUGCUUUCGUGAUGACUGUCCUAGGCAUGAUCUUCAUGAAUGGCAACUGUGUGCGUGAAGAAGAUAUUUGGAGAAUGCUGAGAUCUAUGGAAGUAUAUCCUGGGAAGAAGCACCGCAUCUUUGGUGAGCCCCGGAAGCUCAUGACCCAGUAUUUGGUGAAGCUGAAGUACCUGGAGUACAGGCAGAUGGCCGGCAGUGAUCCUCCAUGCUACGUGUUCUUGUGGGGUCCCAAAGCAUAUGCUGAAACCAACAAGAUAACUGUCCUCAAGUUUAUCGCCAAGAUCUAUAAAAUCCCACCCCGUUACUUCUCAGAUCUUUAUGAAGAGGCUUUAAAAGAGGAUAAAGAGAAGGAUCAAGGCAACCAUGAAAUCAUCCCUGACACUCCUGCCAAAGCUUUUUUCCAAAGUAAUAUGGCCAAAAUUUUCUCCCCUGCCCAAGUCUGGAGAUAUUUUAUUUUCCAUAAAUAAAAUGUAGCAGCAUAAUAAGGAUUUUCUUGAAAGCAUGAAAGCCCGUAGUAAACAGGGUAAUGCAGGGAAGGAAUAGAUAGAACU
This is a messenger RNA of Peromyscus leucopus (white-footed mouse), 1104 nucleotides long. RefSeq names its product melanoma-associated antigen B3-like. Bases 1 to 1020 code for a protein of 339 amino acids. NCBI's taxonomy places the organism in Eukaryota, Metazoa, Chordata, Mammalia, Rodentia, Cricetidae. Gene Ontology annotation, biological process: negative regulation of transcription by RNA polymerase II. Gene Ontology annotation, cellular component: nucleus. The transcript has a single exon. The record is from RefSeq and is a predicted model, not a curated record.